This is a messenger RNA of Blepharisma stoltei, 1761 nucleotides long. The record is from the annotation of a GenBank genome assembly. NCBI's taxonomy places the organism in Eukaryota, Ciliophora, Heterotrichea, Heterotrichida, Blepharismidae.
AUGUUCAGCAAGUAUCCAAUGAUUGAGGUCGAAGAAGCGAGAAAUAUUGUGAAAUCGCAGUGCGAAAAUAAGAAAAUCGAAAGAAUUGAGUUGAUUCAAGGACUAAAUAGGGUGCUAGCUGAAGAUAUAGUUGCAAAGAAACCUUUUCCAGAGUUCAGAGCAAGCACAAUGGAUGGGUAUGCAGUGAAAGUGCAGGAUUGUCCUGGAAAUUUGCAGAUAGAUGGAUCUAUAAGAGCAGGGGAGGCUUCAAAUGAAUUAGAAACCGGACAUGCUAAAUAUAUUACGACGGGAGCACCGCUCCCUAAAGGUGCAGAUGCCGUUAUCCCCAUAGAAGAAGUCAAGAUUGAAAACGACACUUUAACUGUUCCACAAGCCAAACUUGGCCAAUGAAUUAGAGAAAUAGGAAGUGACAUAGAAGAAGGACAAAUCGUUAUUUCGAAGAACAAUGUUUUAGGUGCUGCAGAAAUUGCGCUACUAGCGUCUUUAAAUGUAAGAGAAAUAUCUGCUAUAGCAAAAAUUAAAAUAGGUAUUUUGUCAACUGGCAAUGAGCUCAAAACCUUAGGCGAAGAAACGAAAUAUGGAGAAAUUAUUGAUAGCAACAGUAUCAUGAUUAAUAUGCUGUGCCAAGAAGCUGGAUGUGAAGUAAAAAAUUAUGGAAUUGUAAAAGAUGACCUGGAUUUAGUAAAAAACACUUUGAUUACUAUGAGCGAGGAAUGCGAAAUUAUUAUCACAAGCGGAGGUGUAAGCAUGGGCGAUCGAGAUUUCGUUAAGCCAAUCCUUGAACAAGAAGGACAAGUAUUUUUUGGCAGAUUGAAUAUGAAGCCUGGGAAACCCACAACAUUUGCAAAACUUAAUAAUGCCUUGGCCUUUGCCCUUCCUGGAAAUCCUGUCUCAUGCUUUGUUUGCUUCUACUUGCUAGUAAGAUACGCAAUUGAUCUAAUUUCUUCCAAGCCAGAGUUUCCUAUCAUCACAGUCAAUUUGGGAUCACAAGAAAUAAAGCUUGACAGCAGGCCAGAAUAUCAUAGAGUAAUUGUCGCUUGGGAUGGCUCAGAAUUCAAAGCUGUCACAACUGGGUCCCAAGCCUCUUCCAGACUUUUAAGCGCAUCUAAAGCAAAUGCUUUAUUGAUGCUGCCCAAAUCUUCGCCAUCACUUUCAUCUAUUUCAGGCAAAGUCCAAGCUAUUUUAGUUAAGCCCUUCUCCAAUAUCCAGCCUGAAAUGAAAGCUGCUCGCAUUUCAACACAGCAUCAUGAGUGUCCACAUUUUGCUCCGAGAAAUGACAGUGUAAAAAUAGGGAUUUUAACUAUAAGUGAUAGGGUUUCUGAAGGAGUAGCUACAGAUACCAGUGGAGUAAUUUUUAUUUAGCCACAUUUAAUUGAAAAAUCAAAGGAACUGUUUAAUGGAUGCUGCACAUUUUAUCAGAUUGUCCCUGAUGAAAUAGAGAGAAUAAGAGACGCAUUAUUAGAAUGAUGCAAUGAAGGAUUCGAAUUAAUUUUUACAACUGGAGGGACUGGAUUUUCUGAAAGAGAUGUCACCCCUGAAGCGACGAAAAUGGUUAUUGAAAGAGAAGCACCUGGAAUUUCGACACAGCUGAUUGUAGAAGGGCUUGCUAAAACACCGCUGGCGUCACUUUCAAGAGGAGUUGCAGGAAUAAAAGGGAGGAGCUUGAUUAUAAACUUGCCUGGAAGCUUGAAAGCAGUCAAAGAAGGCUUUGAAAUUCUUUCACAAGUGAUUCCUCAUGCAAUAUCAAUUUUAAGAACAUAA